UUGGUGGGUAGAUAAAUCGGUAUUUCUGCCAUAACAACACCAUAAACCACCAUAAAAAUGAAUAACAUUAAUAACUUGUACGUACGUGAAAGUAGGCACAUUGGAUGGCAAGCUUGAACGACCCUUCAAAUGGAACGAGAUUAUAGGCUGUGAGCAUAUUCUUGUAAUAAAUCGUCAAAAGCGCAAGCAAACAAGAGCUAUUGCAUACAUAUAUAAUAACACGUACACACACAUGCACAUGCAAUAUAUGUUGAUGAUUAUUACAUUACACUCAUAUCUAUCACCACUUUUAAGACCGAUAUAGUCAUAGUACAAUGGCCCUCCCCACCAAUCUCAAGUUCUUCUGUGUGUUUCUCCUAGUGCUUAUUCUCUAUUCCUCAUCCUUCCUUGCAUCAGCUGUUGAUCCUAAGGCUGAAGAUGAAGAAUUUACCUUCGCUGAAGGAAGUAUCAAAGGGCCAAAGAAUUGGGGGCAGAUCAACCCAAAAUGGAAAGUAUGUGGAGAUGGAAAACUACAAUCUCCCAUUGAUCUCUCUGACCAAAUGGCUCAAGAGCUUCCUCAAUUGGGUAAACUUGACAAAGUUUAUAAACCAGCUCCUGUUGUCCUAAUAAAUAGGGGUCAUGACAUCAUGCUGCAAUGGAACGGGGAUGCAGGCCAGCUUAACAUAAAUGGAACUUUCUACAAUCUGAUGCAAUGUCAUUGGCAUACACCUUCAGAGCACACGUUGAAUGGAACAAAGUUUGACUUGGAACUGCAUGCAGUCCAUAAAACCUCUAAAGGAGAGAUUGCUGUUAUUGGAAUCUGGUAUAAAAUUGGCCAUUCAGAUCCCUUGCUUUCAAAGCUGCUCAAUGACAUAAAAUCAAUUAAGGACAAGAAGAUAGACGUAGGAGUAAUCAACCCAGGAGACAUCAUGUUUGAAACAAAAGAGUACUACAGAUAUGUUGGUUCUCUUACAACUCCACCAUGCACUGAAGGUGUUGUUUGGACAAUAGUGAAGGAGGUGAGGACAGUCUCAACCGAGCAAUUGAAUGCCUUGAAAGGAGCUGUCCAUCAUGGAGAGGAAAAUGCAAGGCCAACACAAGAACUUGGUGGAAGACAAGUUUUGUUAUAUAAAGAUGUGAAUUGGGAAUUGUGAAUUGUGAAGGGAAGUAACUGCUUCUACACUUGGUCGUAAUAAAGUAGAGAGAGUACGGCGUAUAGACAAAUAAAGGCAACAUUAAGGCACGAUCCAGCACUGGGGAUGAUGAUCUUUAUUUUAUUAUGUUUUUAAAUUGUGUUUUUGGUGUGCUUGUUUUUGUAGUAUGUUGUUUUGAUUUCUUUGUCCUUUGCUGGUAUUAUAUGAGAUAGUAGUGAUCAUUUGUCCUUUUGAGGAGGGAGAGAAACUGAGUAUUGAUCAUCGUAAAUCUUGAAAUUGUUCACUUGGCUUCCACAUAAUAUAUAAACUUGAUUAAUUUUGUU
Glycine soja is the source of this 1456-nucleotide messenger RNA. RefSeq names its product alpha carbonic anhydrase 4-like. Gene Ontology annotation, molecular function: carbonate dehydratase activity; zinc ion binding. The transcript is spliced from 7 exons. Bases 315 to 1133 code for a protein of 272 amino acids. Lineage: Eukaryota; Viridiplantae; Streptophyta; Magnoliopsida; Fabales; Fabaceae. The record is from RefSeq and is a predicted model, not a curated record.